Adineta steineri is the source of this 2751-nucleotide messenger RNA. NCBI's taxonomy places the organism in Eukaryota, Metazoa, Rotifera, Eurotatoria, Adinetida, Adinetidae. The record is from the annotation of a GenBank genome assembly.
AUGUCAGUGGUGUCUCCAACACCACACGUCGGAUAUAAUAAUCGAAGACAAUUAUCACCAAAUAAGAAAAUGGCAUUACCAACAAUUGAACAUCCAUCACAACGAAUGAUUGAUAGUUAUAGAACUUCAUUAGAUGUUCAAGGUAAUUCAGCAGAUGGACAAUUUGAUUCAAAAUCUUCAAAUUUUUCGGAUUAUAUACCUGAUAUUCCAGAAAAUGUCAAUGUAGUCUACGGAGAAGAUCGAGAUAAAGUUCGUUUACCUAUUUUUGGUCGUCGAGCAGAAACUAGAGCAUCAUCUUGUAGUAGUUCAAGAAAAUCUCAAACUCCACAAACAUCUCGACUUAUUAUUGAUGAACUUGAAGUAACAUUAAGAGAAAAAGUUCGUUCUCAAUUUCAUAAUGUUCGAACAAAAUUUCGUCAUGCAGCACACAAUGAUCCAAAUGGAAAAAUUGAUCGUCAAGCUUUACAACAUUUUAUUUCGACAAUUUUUGGUACACAAAAACAAGUUGCACCAAUUCAAAUUGAUAAAUUAUUAGAACGACUUAAUCUUAAACGAUUUAAUAAAAUUAGUUUUGAUGACUUUAUUCUAUCAGUAUCAACUGGUCAAGAUCUUCCUAAUUGGGUAACAAGACAAAUGUCAGGAAAAUCAGAAAAAUCAUCAAAAAAAACAGCAACACAAAUGUUUCUUAUUUUAAAAGAAAAAAUUCAAACAAAAGAUAAAGAUGUAAUUAAUCUAUGUCCUUCAAUAGCUGGUGGACCAUCUUCACGAAUAUUUAAAGUUUAUUUACGUGAUGCUAUUAAUGAUAUGGGUUAUCGAAUAACUGAUGCUGAAUUUGAUAAAUUAUGGGACAGAUUUGAAACAAAUGAACAGAAUGCAGUUACAUCGGAAAGAUUCUUAAAAGCUUUUUGCAACGAUGUAACUGAAAAAAAAGAAGAAGAAGAUGAAGAAGAUGAAAUAUCAAAUACAAAUCGAGAAUAUUGUAUGGUAAAAUGCCAUUCACCUCGAAUGAGAAAUGUUCAAUCGUCUCGAAGUGAUAGGGAUUUAAGAACACCUGUUUUCCAUAGUACACGAGGUAGAUUAGAUGAAAAUCAAGUUCAAAAAUGGCUUAAUUAUAAAUUUCCUCAUGGUUUUUCUGAACUUGAACGUGCACUUGAAUCUUUAGAUCCAAAACAAUCAGGAACUUUACCACGUGAACGAUUUCUUGAACAAUUAAAACGAUUUGGUUUAAAUCUAGAAACACCGUUGUUAGAAUUCUUUUUAAAACGAUUAAAUGUUGAUUUAGCAUUAACAAAUGAUGGAAUACCUUAUCAGGAAGUCAUUAAUGCUUUUAAACAAAGUACCGAUCCAACAAAAAAAAGAAUUAAUGCUGAUAAUCCAGUAUAUAUUGAAGAUGAUCGUCAAACAGCAUUAGAACGAAAAAUUGAUCAAGCAUUAACAAAGAAUUCUGAACGAAUUCAAGAUGUAUUAAAACGUGCUGAUCCAUCUCAUAGUGAAUUAGUUUCUAUUAAUACAAUUCGAACAAUUAUUGAAGAUUUAAUUGAUUAUACAUUAAAACCUGAUGAAUAUCAUCAAUUACUUAAAAAUAUUCCAAUGGAUCAAGAUGGAAAAGUUAGAUACAAUGAUUAUUUAAAACAAGUUGCAGAUCGCGCAUCUCAUUACCCAGAAGAAAAACAAUUACAUAAACCAAAAAUUCCAAGAUAUGAUUUUAUGGUGCCAACAAGUACUCGAGAUAAAAACAAUACGAAACAUUUAAUUCCAAAACAUUGGGAAAAAUUAAGUAAUCAUUAUAAUAAUGUUCAAGAAAAAAAACGAUCUAUCAAUGAAUUAAGCGAAAUAUUAAAAACAUUAGUACGAGAUCGUUAUAAAGAUGUUGAAGAUGCAUUUCGUCAUAUUGAUCGUGGUUCAUAUGGUGAAUUAACACAAGAUUUAUUAUAUGAUUUACUUAAACGUCUUUCAAUUGAACCUGAAAUAACACGUCCGGAAAUCGAUUUAAUUUGGGAACGUUGUCUUUUAAAACGUGAUGGAACUUUAGAUUUUUAUCAAUUUUUACGUCAAUUUGGUUAUUCAAAACAUUCUGCACAUUAUCCAAAUGCUCGACAACGUCCACCAAGAAAAGGUGAUUCUGAUCUUGUAUUAACAUCAAAUAAACUUUAUGGUGAAUCAAUUAUUGUUCAUGGAAAUGUACGAAAUAUGGUUCGAACAAAUGGCGAUAAAUUACGACGUAUGUUUGCUGAAUUAGAUCCAUAUAGAACUGGUUAUGUUCAACCGGAAGAAUUUGAUGAAACUUUAUUAGAACUCUGUCCAGAACUUAAUCAAGAAGAUCUUUAUUUAAUUAAAUCAAAACUCCAAACAUUUGAUGAUCCAAGAAUGAAUUAUGUUUCAUUUUUAAAAUAUUAUACACCAAAUACAAAAUCAAUUAAUCAAACUGAUUAUUCAACGAAAAAUUCAUUAUCAAUCAAUAAUGAAAAUCCAUAUCGUAUGGCAUCUGAUCAAUUAAUUUUUACUCAAAUUUGUAUUAAACUUCGGCGAAAAUUAUCGGAUUUAUAUUCACAAUUACGACGAACAUUUAAACAACAAGAUAAACUAAAUUGUGGUUCUAUUCCUAUAAAAAUCUUCAAAAAUAUUCUUCAUCAAUAUGGAUGUUGUUUAAAUGAUGAAGAAUUUUUCAUCUUAACAUCACAUAUUGAUACACAAUUAGAUGGAACAAUUAAUUACAAUUACUUUCUUCAACAAUAUAUUAAAAAUGUUUAG